This is a messenger RNA of Mucor mucedo, 621 nucleotides long. RefSeq names its product ubiquitin-conjugating enzyme E2 S-B. The coding region runs from base 10 to 621 and encodes 203 amino acids. The transcript has 3 exons. The record is from RefSeq and is a predicted model, not a curated record. Lineage: Eukaryota; Fungi; Mucoromycota; Mucoromycetes; Mucorales; Mucoraceae.
AAAAACACCAUGUCGAUAUUUCCAGGAAAAACCUUAAAGGCUAUUGCCAAAGAACUUAAUGAGUUAACUCAAACACCACCCGAAGAUAUUCAAGUGAUUCCCGCUGAAGCUAACUUGGCUAUGAUUAGUGCUUGGAUACGUGGACCAGACGGAACACCUUAUGAAGGAGGUUACUUUAAAGUGACAUUGGAACUUGGUACCGAUUACCCUACUACACCACCCAAGGGUUUUUUUAAAACAAAGAUCUUUCACCCCAACGUUUCCAGCUCUGGAGAAAUUUGUGUGAAUACAUUGAAAAAGGACUGGAAACCCGAACUUGGCAUUAAGGACAUUUUGCUGACAAUUAAAUGCUUACUUAUUGCACCUAACGCAGAAUCAGCUUUAAAUGAAGACGCUGGUAAAUUAUUACUUGACGACUACGACGAUUAUGCAAAACGAGCACGUUUAUACACGGGGAUUCAAGCACAAGGAGGUAAAUCAGAAUAUUUACAAUUGGGAUCCAAAGAGAACAAUACACCGUUUAUUUCUAAACGCAAGCGAGAAGACGAGGAGAGUUCAAGUACCACAACAACAAAACCCGUAGUCACUGUCAAGAAGAAGAAGGCAUUAAGGAGACUUUAG